Symbiodinium necroappetens is the source of this 2273-nucleotide messenger RNA. The record is from the annotation of a GenBank genome assembly. Lineage: Eukaryota; Dinophyceae; Suessiales; Symbiodiniaceae.
GCACCACAGCCUCCGAGCUGUUGGACCACCUGAGGGACGAAUUUGAUGUCCCACUGCAUCCGCACUUUGUGCUGCGGAUUCUGGACUUGUCUAUUGAUCUCUACCAGAAGCGCAACGAAAUGCAUGGUCCGGUCAUGAAGCUCCAGGUGCCCGGUGUUUGCGUGGACGCAGGAGCAGUGCAGGUAAAUGUGGCCGAAACUGGCCGAGCUGGGCCAUCCAGGAUUGUUGUGCUGGGUGACACCCACGGGCAACUGGCAGAUGUACUUUGGGCAGUUUCCGAGCUUGGACUUCCGACCGAGAAGAAUGUGUACGUGGUCAAUGGUGAUAUUGCAGAUCGCUGCGACUGGUCAACGGAGAUCUUCAUACUGUUCCUCACGAUCAUGCUGCAGUAUCCCAAUGAUCCUGUCGUUGUCAUCAAUCGUGGCAACCACGAGUGUAUGACCAUCAACGCCUCACGGUGCGGGGGGUUUCAGUACGAGCUGCUUGAAAAGUACGGUGCCUCUUGGGGGCCCUAUCUGCAUGCAUUGUUCGGUCGCCUCUUCUGCGUCCUGCCUGUUGCAACCCUGAUCAACGACGUGGUUCUGGUCAUCCACGGCGGAAUCGGUCGAGAUCCCGAGAAUCAGCUGAACCAUUUGCGGAACCUGGAUCCAGAACUGCGGGAGGCUUCUAUCAACCCAUGGGGCCUGGAGGGUGAUGCAGGCAUGGAUGCGCUGGUGGAUGCCUUGUGGUCCGAUCCCAGCGACGUGCCCGGGAGCCGUGCGAACGCACGCGGAACUGGACACAUCUGGGGUCCGGACUACACCAAGAGAUUCUGCCAAAGCAACGAUUUGAAGCUGGUGAUCCGUUCCCACCAAGUUCCCUUGGACCAGAGCGGCGUGUGCGUGCACAAAGCGCACAAGGAGCAGCUCAUCACGGUCUUUAGUGCCUCCAACUACAGGGGCCGACAGAACCGGGCUGGCGGAGUGAUCCUGCAGCCGGGGGCAAGCCCAGGCUCACUGGAAGCCUUGUGCCACGACCUGGGUCGGUGCCCUUCUUGGCGGGUGCUUUCGAAAUCUGCCAACCUGAGGCCGCGCGCCAAGCUCGGAGACACCGUUGAUGACGAGCUCGUGGCAGAGCUGAUGCAGCAUUCGAUGGGUUUGCUGGCAGAAUGGCGUGUUCCGCUGUGGGAAGCUUGUACGCGCGAAGAUCCACAGCUGAAGGGAGUGAUAACUUUGUCCUCCUGGCGCCGAAUUUGCAGAAGCACGACCAGCAUCUACAUCGACUGGAUCUUAGUGGCCCGCCUUGUGGGUGGUGCGAGUCAAAAUCAUCUGCGGUACAUGGACACGCUCAAUCGGUUUGGCUUCGAGAUCGCCUCGCAGGUCGUUGAGAGCCGGUUGGCCGGUUCCGUGUUGGCUUCCAUCUACCUGACCAUGAUGCGGGCAGACGAAUCCUUACAUCAUCUCAUGGGCAACCUGUGCCAGGCGGGUCAGCGAGCGGCGCCGGCGCGACAGCUCUUGGAGGGUCUCUGUGAGAUUCUGCAUCGAAAUGCUGUGACUGGACCUGAGACGGCUGCAGUGCUGCGCAGCAUGGAAGCGCACAUUGGCAGUCGGCGGACGUCCACUUCAAUCGACGUUGCCGACUUUCUGUCUGCCUGGCGAUGCGCAGCAGGUGUCUCGGCGGAGCUGACCCCCGAGCAGUCGGAGCUUUCUGCAAAGAUCUCGCGUCUCUUGGGCUCAGACCGACGGACGCGCAAGAGGAUCAGCAGCCUGGCGCCUGCUUCUUCCACCACGCUGAUGGACUUUUUCACUUUGGCAGAUGCUGACCGUGACGGGUACAUGUCCAUUGAUGAGGGCUUCGAAGCUCUAGCCAAUCACAUGCAGCAGACGACGGGGCGAAAGGUGAAUGACAAGGAAGCCGAAGAACUACGAAAGGUGUUGCAGGUGGCUGACACGACUGGAUCAGGCAAGCUGAACUACUUGGAGUUCUUGCUCCUCUUUGAUCGGCAGUCGCCACGCUCUCUUACACACCAAGCCCUUCUCGAUCUUCUGUGUUUUCAGGUGUGGGCUCAUCGCAGCGCCUUGUCGGGGCUCUUUCGGUACAUAGGCCGCAAUGGCCUCAUUUCGAGGGAUCAGGUGAAAUGGAGCCUGGAGGCGCUGAACUCUUCAAUCCACGGGGAGCUCUUGCAGGCCAACAUCGAGCAAAUAGUGAAAGCAGUCAAGUUCAAAGAUGACUUGGUUGCUGCGGAGGAACUUCUCAGUGCUUUUCACUUGGUAGAUCUAUUGGGUCCUGCCUGA